Molecule: messenger RNA, 884 nt
Organism: Engraulis encrasicolus (European anchovy)
Lineage: Eukaryota; Metazoa; Chordata; Actinopteri; Clupeiformes; Engraulidae
Product: caspase-8-like
Exons: 5
Biological process (GO): regulation of apoptotic process
Molecular function (GO): protein binding
Source: RefSeq, a predicted model, not a curated record
CGAUCACAGUAGUUCUUCCGCGAGGCGUAGAGAAACUGAAAGCAAGAAGUUUUGCUGUUUGUUGGAUGACGAUAAGCCCAAGUGAACAGUCGAUAAGGGAUUAGGCUUAACUGCGUUGCUGAGCAAAAUCGUUUUUCUCUAAAAAGAGAAAAGUGAGUGAGUGAAUCAACACAACAAUAUCCAAAGAGGGGGAGAAAUCUCCGCACCACACCUGCAGCGAGCGGGUGGCUUCCCUGCAAGCAUCCUCCUGGACACCAACAGUCUCCCCAAUCAUGGAGGACAAUCUGAAGCUUCUGUUGGAGAUCGACCAGGAGUUAGACUCGGCAGAGGUCAAGUCGCUCAAGUUCCUCUGCAGUGAUGUCAUAGGCAGGAAACCCCUGGAGACGGUGAUUGACGCCCAGGUCCUCUUUAAACGGCUGAGCGAGCAAGGGAAGAUGGACGACAUGAGCUUUCUGGAGGAGCUGCUCUACACCAUCAAUCGCUUUGACCUGCUCCGCCGUUUUAAGAAGAGCCGGCAGCAGGUGGAGACCGCUGUGCAGAGUAAUCCCCACUUAUCAACGUACAGGAAGAUGCUGUUCGACAUAGCUGAAGAUAUGACGAGUGAAAAACUGGCCUCCAUGAAGUUUCUAGUGAAUCUGCCUCGAGGGAAAGUAGAAGCCUCAGCGACUGCCCUGGAUGUCCUGACAGAGAUGGAGAAACAGCAGAUGCUAACGGAAGACAAUGUGGAGGAACUGCAGCAGAUCCUCGAGAAGUGCGAUAUCACACUGGCCAGCAAGGUGGAGAAGUACAAGCAGACCAAAUCAGAGGUGGGCAAACUCAGGACCGGGGACGACAUGCAGCCCGCCGAGCCAUUUUAUGUGGUUAAUCUCCCCCCAGAACCCAUG